Messenger RNA from Enterobius vermicularis (human pinworm), 411 nucleotides. NCBI's taxonomy places the organism in Eukaryota, Metazoa, Nematoda, Chromadorea, Rhabditida, Oxyuridae. The record is from the annotation of a GenBank genome assembly.
AUGUACAUCAGCCAAAAGUUACAAAUUGCAGUGUGUAUUGGAAGGGACUAUACAAGCGAUUACUGGAAACUAGUAUCUCCAUGUCCCAGUAUAUACAAUUACAGAUUAUUAACGGGUCCUUUUUCCGGCUACAAUAAUGCAUCACGUUCGUGUAAAAUGGAAUCUCCUUCCAUGUAUCUACUAACAAUAUCGCAUCUUUUCGAACUUCAGUUCGCAGCAGAGCAAGCGAGGUGUGAUUUAGGCGAAGAAAAAUUUUUGCUUGGUUUACGGUACAUUGACGGUGAUAUACGCUUUGAAGACGGCACUAGCGUGGAAGCUGUGAAGUCUUUAUAUAACUUCUCUGAUGAGGUGAUGGGACCAAAUACAUGCUUUUCUGUUGGCACUGAGGAGGGCAUGAAUAAACUUUGUUAG